AUUGCUCAUCCAUUCACUCCCAAUCCCAAAACCACACAAAAAUAUCAAAUCAAUCUCUUUCCCUUUUCCUUAUAUACCACUUUCCCCUCUCUUCUCCUCUUUGAUUAUUACCCACAAAUAUCCCCAAUUUUCUUACAACCAUGGCCGCUGUCACCUCCGCCGCCGUCGCUAUCCCUUCCUUCACCGGCCUCAAGUCCACAUCCUCCUCCAAACCCACCUCACUCAUCCGCCUCCCUUCCCCUGCAUCCCCAAAGCUAUGCAUCAAAGCCUCUCUUAAGGACGUCGGUGUAGCCGUUGCUGCCACCGCCGCCAGCGCUCUUUUGGCCUCAAACGCCAUGGCCAUCGAGAUCUUGCUGGGUGGGGACGACGGUUCUCUGGCAUUCGUUCCGAACAAUUUCACGGUGGCGUCGGGGGAGAAAAUCACGUUCAAGAACAACGCGGGAUUCCCACACAACGUAGUGUUCGAUGAGGAUGAAAUUCCGAGCGGAGUUGAUGUGGGAAAGAUCUCGAUGGAUGAGGAGAAUCUUUUGAACGCUCCCGGAGAGGUUUAUGAAGUUCAGCUUACUGAAAAAGGAAGUUACUCGUUCUACUGUUCGCCUCAUCAAGGCGCUGGAAUGGUUGGAAAAGUUACGGUUAAUUGAUGAUCCCAUCCAUUCCAUUUUUCUAUGUAAUGUUCUUUCUUUUUUUAUUUAAUGUAUAAUAAUUUUAAAGUUGAAUGUCUUUGGUUUUCCUCUUCCACUCAGAGACUGUAUGGCCGUAGAGCUCAUAAAUGGAGAUUUAAUAAUUCACUAAUGAUGUAAAUGGUAUUUGUUGUCGUUGUUCUCUA
Cucumis sativus (cucumber) is the source of this 826-nucleotide messenger RNA. RefSeq names its product plastocyanin-like. Bases 141 to 641 code for a protein of 166 amino acids. The record is from RefSeq and is a predicted model, not a curated record. The transcript has a single exon. Gene Ontology annotation, molecular function: copper ion binding. Gene Ontology annotation, cellular component: chloroplast thylakoid lumen. NCBI's taxonomy places the organism in Eukaryota, Viridiplantae, Streptophyta, Magnoliopsida, Cucurbitales, Cucurbitaceae.